AUUCUUCUAUUUCCAGAUAUUGACGAGUGUGCUAGCGGUACUGAUGACUGUCACAGUUCACUUGCUUCUUGUACCAACACAGUGGGAUCCUUUAGUUGUACGUGUAAUAAUCCUUCCAGCGGAGAUGGCAGAACUUGCAAUCUACCUUCAGGUAACGAGAAAGAUCAGGGGUUUCGUUACAGGGCGGGACGCCGGACGCAACGUCCGUUUGUUUGACAUGCAACGUCCGGUAGUUCACACACGUAAUACUAAUUUUUUAAGUGUGAAAAUCGUUUUUUUCCAUUUAUUAACCAAAGACUUGACCCUUAUUUUACUCACUUAGUUAUGUAAUGCAUACAAUCGAAAAAAAAAAGAAAAAAGAAAAAAAGAGAGAUAAUUUCUGUCAUACACAUGUAUAAUUCAAAUCAUUAUUCAGCAUUCCCCAUCGAGAUCACUCCCCCCGUCUCCUCCUUAGCUCGCGAACAGCAGACGCAUUUCCGGUCGUCGCUUCUAUCCCUCCGAAAAAUAGCGUUUGCGAACCCGAGCGGCUAAACGAUUUCCGUGACGUAAAGCCUUUUGUUUUGAUGUUGGCCAAUCAGAUCAAAGGAUAGAAUACAGCUCGAGUGACUUCUCGCGACCUCGCGCGUUGAAGUGUAUUGGAUUUCGAAGAGAGUUACCAAAUACGCUUUGGAACCACGCUUUGGAACGUGAAUUUCACGACCAUAACAAGGUUUCCUGCGACGUUGAAUGUUGACUUCUUUACGUAGCAACUGCUUCUUAAGCUAUGUAUGUGAUGUGGGCCUUUGGUUUCGCUUUGUACGGUAGUACGUGACAUAAACAAAACCUGGACAAACUAAUUGCUACGGCUAAAGGAAAGUAACAUAGCUUAAUGACAUCCCGCUCAGACUUAUUAGUCUCGCUUGCGUAAGCAGCGAGACUCAUAAUCUGCAACGCGUUUUUUGCCCCGGGGAGGGUGGGCGGGGGCGGGGGGAGUCCCUUAUAUAGGCUGUAUAGGUAAGUGCCGCGCCAAAAGGUCUUUCAUUUUUAACCGUUUUGGUUUGAAAUAGGGUUUCAAUUUCGACCAUUUUGGUCUGAAACAGAGUAUGGUUUGUGCCUUGUAGUCUUGAAUUGGGUAUUUAGCUACUUCUUCAUCAUUUGGCGAUAGCACCAUUUCCCUUUUAAUGUUUACGCCAACUACCGUGUACGUGCCGUAACAGCUUUUAUUUUAUAUAUACUGAGAUUUUCACAUCAAAUUUUGCUGUGUGAAAAAGCGUUUCGGAUUUUACUUCGACCAAUCAGAGAGGCGAGACGAGUUUCUCACACGCGAAAAAAUCGUUUCGUCCAAUCACAAACCACGGUUUAAGCGAAUUGUGUUUUCGCGGGCUUUUUCGCGAUCAUCGCGGGUAGCUUUGUCGGGCAGCUUUGACAAGAUAAUAUUUUCGGUGUACUCGAGCUGUUCGUAAUUCAAACUUAUCAAGAGCUAUGAGGUAUUUUUGAGGAUGGCUGAACAAUCAAGAUUUGUGUCUCUAGACAAACCUAUAGACAAGUUUAUCGAAGACCAAAAAAACAAGAACACUCUUUCAAAGACACGAAGAGAUGUAAGUUUGCUGACUGAGUUUCUCAACUCCAAAAAUUGCGUUGCGUUACUACCGUGAUUCCGUGACUGUCAUUUUGACGGCUCCGUCUCUUCAAACGUACGUUAUGUCACGUGCAGCACGUAACAGAUUGUCACGCAGAGUCGCCGGCUGGUAGAGUUCAGUGUUUCAAAAUGGCUAAAAUUGAUCCAGUUUAGUAGUAAAGGGUGCACCGAAUUAACCCCUUUUUUGGGGUGGAUUCUCAUUAGCGUGGGGAGGAAUACAUUAACGCCGAUGACGUCAUAGGCUAUUGUCCUCAUCUCAUGAAUAAACUGCGCAGGAAUCUCAUUAAGAUAAGGUCAUGUGCUAUUUUUAUUUUGUGGCGGUCAUGGUUGGUAUAACCGGUUUGACAGGUUAGUUAUUUUUGGAAGAUGAUGUCAUAUGUAUUCCGGGGUACUAUGAUGUCAUAGUUGUUUUGAUUGGUUGACCGGAAUUUGAAAGACGCUCAUUGGCUGUCUCGUUUGACGAAGCAUUCUAAACUUGUCUGUGACUUAAAAUCACGGAGGCGUAAUGUAAUUAUGCAAGUCCUAUUUCCUGCUGCUGUGAUUGUCCUAGUUCCGGUUCACUGACUUUUGGCGGGCAAAUCGUGCAUAGUAAUGAGGGCAAAGACAAACUAGCUCUUGUCCUAUUUCCUGCUGCUGUGAUUGUCCUUGUUCCAGUUCACUUAUUUUUGGCGGGUAAAUCGUGUAUAUUAAAGAGGGCAAAGGCAAACUAGUUCUUUUUUACACUGCAAGCAAUGCUUUACUUACCCCUCUCCUUUUCAUUUUUUAUUUUCCUCCUCCUCCACAAUUUUAUUAUUCUCCUUCCUCAAUUUUUUUAUUCCCAUUUUUCCCUCCUCCUCCUCCUCCUCCUCCUCAUUUCUAUUGUUUUCCCUCCACCACCGCCACAUUUCUAUUGUUCUCCCUCCACCACCACCACCACCACCACCACCGCCACAUUUCUAUUGUUUUCCCUCCACCACCACCACCACCACCACCGCCACAUUUCUAUUGUUUUCCCUCCACCACCACCACCACCGCCACAUUUCCAUUGUUUUCCCUCCACCACCACCACCACCACCACCGCCACAUUUCUAUUGUUUUCCCUCCACCACCACCACCACCACCACCGCCACAUUUCCAUUGUUUUCCCUCCACCACCACCACCACCACCGCCACCACAUUUCUAUUGUUUUCCCACCACCACCACCACCACCGCCACAUUUCCAUUGUUUUCCCUCCACCACCACCACCGCCACAUUUCUAUUGUUUUCCCUCCACCACCAUCACCACCACCACCACCGCCGCCACCACAUUUCUAUUAUUUAUGACCGCCACAAAAUAAAAAUAGCACAUGACCUUUCUUUAUGAGAUUCCUGCGCAUUUUAUUCAUGAGAUGAGGACAAUAGCCUAUGACGUCAUCGGCGUUAAUGUAUUCCUCCCCACGCUAAUGAGAAUCCUCCCCAAAAAAGGGGUUAAUUCGGUGCACCCUUUACUACUCAGUUUCACCUUUUUACACCACUCUUUGGUUGAACAAAGGAAUUUUGCAACAGGAAAACCUACAAGAAGUACAAAAAAACGAGCCUUUAGGCGGUAAUGUCUACUUUUGUGCGCUUCGAAAUUGGAAGUGUUUACACAAUGACUGCCGGCCUACCAUGAAAAUUCCUCAACUUUGAUGGUGUCUUACAAAGAUUAAAUUCAAUAACCCAAGCCAGUUUCUUGGUAUGUUUUAAAUGAAUGUCUAAAUCUGUGAUUUAAAUAGCAUGAAGCAGGAGCCAAUGAAGAGAAUUUGGAGUUAUACCACAUGUUAAAUAUUGCCGUCGAAAAUGAGUAACGAACUUAAGUUUUUGUUAUCCUGAAAACCUAUCCCUCGUUUUUAAAUUAUUUCGGGACGACGAGUUUCCCUAUUGUCCUGAAAGUAUCUUUUAGUGGAAGAAAAAGAUUCUUUUUCUGUUCAUGGAAAGUGUGCAAAUUUCUCCAUGCGUCUUCGUUUGCGAACGCGAGGAAAGUUGAUGUUAUGCGAAUUUCAGGUUAAAAAUUAGAGCAGUCUGAUACUCAGACAUCGAAAACCAAUCUUGUAAUUUUUCUCACAAAUAAAAAGCUUUUGACAGGAACAAUCUACUUUAGGUUUCUUAUCUACCUAAAAGUUAUCUAUGAACAAAAUGUGAAAGAAAUUGCCACGGUCGAUUUUUCCUCACCGUCGCUCUUAAAACCCUGAGAAGAACAUGUAUUUAAAGAAAUAUAAGAACAAAUAUAAAACGCUUUCGAUCUGAUCAAAGUUCUGUCAGAACCUAGAAGGAACCACGCAUGGGAAAUCAAUUACUACACGUCCUAGCUUUCAAAGAUAAAGGACGUCUACUAAAAAAUAUCCAUAAAGCGGCACACGACAGACUAUCGAAGAGUUCUACAAAGCAUACUUUCCUGCCAGGAACCAGAAAGGAACAGAAGCAACAAACGGCAUGAUGCGUCUACUGUCAUUAGGACAUUCAUCGUUUCAAAUAUGAUCAAAACAACUAUAUGUGUGAUAAAUCAUUGGCUCCGUAGGCAAAUAGAUAAAAAGUUUCCUCUAAUCUUUUCUUCAAUAUGAAUCCUCUUGAUGCUUAUUUCAUCAAUCAGUCCCACAAUCCUGGCAAAUUAACUUUCGUAAACGCGUCGUUCUGAGAAAAAAGGGUGGCUAUACACAAGCUACGUCGUCCUUUCAAUUUCGACUUGUAAACAUAUCCACCGCGCACGAUCUUGCGAGAAGUCUCGCGAGUUAGUUCCUUGAUUUUAAGAGCUAAACCGUGAUUGGCUAAAAAGGUUUUACGUCACGGAAAUCGUUUUGCUGCUCGGGUUCGCAGACGCUAUUUUUCGGAGGGAGAGAAGCGACGACCGGAAAUGCGUCUGCUGUUCGCAGGCUACCCCCUCCUCUGCCAGCUAUAAUAACUGACCAGACAAGUUCGCCGACAUCUGUGAUGUCCAUGAUACGGACUCCGAAAAUGGAACCCCUUAGGAGUUUGAGCCUCCUGCACUCAACGUUAGCGCCGUUGGCGCGAACGGUGCACGUCCACCAGCUGAACCACUGCAUCGGGUACUUUCAAAUACUACCGAAAACCCUGAUAUGUUUAGUUACCAAGCCCGUAGUCACUUGUGAUGGAUGCACCUUGCGCUGACCUAGACUGCUUAAAAAGUGCUUUACUAUCAGCAUUUAUUGGGGUUUGAAAAGAUAGCUUUUGAGACCGUAAACCACCGUGUGGUCACGGGGAAUACUCUUUUUUUGUUAACGAAUAGUCGUGCAAGAAACGGUCCGGCUUGAGGGAGCGUCAGUAUACGGCUCGUCUUAUGAACAAGUCUAUUUUAAUGCAUUUUUUACUAGCGCAAGUGAAAAAGUUAUGUUGAUACCCCUGAUGGGUAAUAGUGUUUUCUUCCUGUGAUGUUGUUUGUUGUGAGGGUGUAGUGGGGAAUUUAGGACAUGAAAAGUUCCCGUUCUUUAGCUCGAGCUGAUGUACAGUAAAUGAAACGUUGCAAAGUUAUACUUAACUGAUACGUUUUCCAAUGCCUAGCGACUGAUGUUCUUUUUCUUCUUUCCUACCAGAAUGUCAGAACUACGGGAGUCUCAACAGCGGAACCCGAAGGACUUCCUAUAGCAGCUACUACUAUUAUUGUGAUAACGGUCUCGGCCCUGGAUGGUUCCGUUUUCAGGGGUCUGCCGGCACAAGAAUGGCAACAUCAUGUCCGUCUUACAUGAGGUGUGGUACCUAUUAUCCCGGCUGGCUAUAUGGUGGACACCCCUCAGUAGCAGACGGUCAGGCCACCAGGAAGGUGUAUUUUAGAAGUAAUUACAACUGCUGUUAUUACUCAAGAGGCAUCAAAGUGAGAAAUUGUGGUUCAUAUUACGUGUACUAUCUUAAUGGCGUACCUACUUGUUAUGCCCGUUACUGUGGCACGAACUAG
Messenger RNA from Porites lobata, 5524 nucleotides. The record is from the annotation of a GenBank genome assembly. Lineage: Eukaryota; Metazoa; Cnidaria; Anthozoa; Scleractinia; Poritidae.